Molecule: messenger RNA, 1568 nt
Organism: Poecilia latipinna (sailfin molly)
Lineage: Eukaryota; Metazoa; Chordata; Actinopteri; Cyprinodontiformes; Poeciliidae
Gene: timm10b
Product: translocase of inner mitochondrial membrane 10 homolog B (yeast)
Exons: 3
Coding region: 295-891 (198 amino acids)
Source: RefSeq, a predicted model, not a curated record
CACAGAGUGAAACCUCUUCACAAGCAGAGGCGAUCUUUGCUCCAAACAUGGCCGCUCGCAUGUGAAAGUCAUGCCACUAAAAUCCUUCAUGUGAAUGAGCUCAUUUCAGGUGUAAUUGGUUAGACGUAGAGGUUUAAAAGUAAAUCUGAACAUACGGAUUUUUUUUUUUUUUUACUUUAUCCAUUAAAGUUAGUCACGCAUUGGUAAGUCUAGAAUUUCCUCGGAUCCGAAGAUCUAGAGACCAGCUUACUGAACACAUUAGCAAACCAGUGGCUCACCACCCAGUCAGUUGAGAUGGAUCCUGACCAGCAGCUGAGAAAUCUGCGGGAUUUCCUUUUGGUUUACAACCGCAUGACUGAAAUCUGCUUCCAGCGCUGCACAAGUAACUUCAACUACAGGAACCUCACAAUGGACGAGGAGCGCUGUGUGGACAACUGUGCUGGGAAGCUGAUUCGCACAAACCACCGCUUGAUGGGCACGUAUGUGCAGCUGAUGCCUCGGAUGGUGCAGCGAAGGAUGGAGGAGAUGGAGAGCAAGGCUGCAGAGAAUGCAAAGGCAGCCGAGGCUGCAGCUGCACCUGGAACCAUUGGGACUGGAGCCGAAGCCGCACCAUCAGUUCAGACAUCUAUAAGUUCACCUCCACCUACUCAGAUAACCUCAUUAGUGACUGAAGUAGCACCAGAAGUCCAUCACUCAGCCUUAAAACCAGCAGUAUUAGAAAUUCCAUCUAAUACAGUAGCCACAGGAAUAGGUUUAUCAGCUAGCACACCACUUACACCCAGGACUGAUGGUGUAAAUGUCUCAGAACUUAAAGAAACUGGACUAGGAUUUCCUCAGCCUGCUGUAUCUGGAAUCCAGAAUGACUUUGGCAGCCCUAAAGCAUCACCAUGACCAGAAAAUGGACCAAAAGGCAGAUCCUACAGUCUAAAUCAUGAGGCCUGACAGGCCAAGAGAGUCAUGAAUCAAAGGAGUCUUACCAAUCAGACUGAAACCUCUGUCCUCAACACCCAGACAAAAAAAUCUUUGAAAUGAUGAGGAUCCCAACAGAUGUUGAUUAUUUUUGACAGAGUUCUAUUGUUUUUCUUUUCUCUUUUUUUUAUUUCUUACUUUUUUAGAUUUGUCUUGUGGCUGCAGUCAUACACAUGUCAUCUUUUUAUUUUAUUUUAGAUUAAUAAAUAAUUAAAGGAUUGCUGACAACGUUAACAUAAAAGUAUAGUUCAGGGUGGUUUUUAAAUGUUGUUUUCUGAUAAAAUCUAAAAUGUAUAUGUCUAUGUGCUUUACAGCUGAGGUCCCCAACCCAGGUCCUGAGACCCCACUGUCUUGCAGAUUUUAGGUGUUUCUCUGCUUCUUUACAGCUGGCUUAAGUAAAUGGGUGAUUAACGGGCUUCUGCAGCAACUGGAGCUAUGCAAAUGAGUUAAUGCAACCAUUUGUAACCAUUGGGGAAACAUCUAAAACAUGCAGGACAGUGCAUCUAAAACAUGCACUGAUGACAGUGCACGUAUGACAGGGUUGAGGGGGCCUCUGCUUUACAGAUGGAAAAUAAAACAACAAAAAUGGAAAAAAAAAA